AUGAAAGAGGCUUAUACCAUGGCCGAGGAGCCCCUGUACUUCACCUGCCAGCAGUGCCAGGGCGUGUUCUCCUCCGCCUGGGCGCUCCUGCAGCACGCCCAGCACGCGCACGCCUUCAGCAUCUACCAGGAGGACGAGGACUACGACGGCGAGGCGGCAGGAGGCGGAGGCUUUCGGGACGCGUGUCACCUGAACCACGCCCUGGCCUCCGCCUUCCAGCAGACGCGCCGCCCCCGGGAGACGCACGCCCCCCCCGCCACCGCCGCCGCCAACGCCAACGCGCAGGCCAUGAACUUCUCGGUGCGGCUCCGGGAGCUGGCGGAGGGCAGCAACGCGGGUGGCUCCCCCAGGGGGCUGGUGCUGUCUCCGUCCUCCUCCCCGCCGGCGGCCUCUCCCUUCCCUCAGGUGGGCGGCGCCGACGGGGACUUCCACUGCGAGCUGUGCGAGCAGAACUUCCGCUCCCUGCGCGCCCUCUCCGCCCACCGGCGGACCCACGCCUGCGAGAGGCCCUACCACUGCGGCGUGUGCGGCCACGCCUUUUCCCAGAGCGGCCAGCUGGCCCGCCACAUACGGAACCAUCACCGGGAGGCCGGGGGCGGCGGGAGCGGGUUCGAGUCGAUGGAGAUGGUGAUGAUGGAGGAGGACGGCGGCAGGCAGGGGGUGAUAGGGAGGCUUCUGAUGCAGCCGGCCGGAGUGGUGGGGGGGAAGGGGACGGUGGGGCCGGACGUGAAGGCGAAGCGCCCCUCUGAGCGGGACCUGAUCCUCCCCAAACCGCCCUCCUUAGCGUCCGGCCUGAUGCUGCUGACCUCGCAGGUCAGACCGGCCGACCGGGAGCUGCUGAGGCUCUACCGGCGCCAGAGAGACGGCGCCGAGGCCGGCGAGGAGGAGGCGGAGGGGCAGGGCGAACCUCAGCACGCCUCGCCGUGCGCCAGCCCCUCCGAGGGCUCCCUGGAGAGCGGCGAGACCGGCGGCAGCGGCGAGAGCGGCAUCGCCAGCGGCAACUGCACGCCCAAGCGUCCGGAGAUGGGCGACAGGGUCCGCGGCGUUGCCGAGUGGGAGAGCGAGAGGGGAGAGCUCGGCGAGAGGGAGAAGGAGUGGAGCUCCGCCCAGGUCGGCGAGACGGCGCAGGAGUGGCCGAGGGAGGAGGAGCUGAGGGUCGCCGGAGGGGCGGGCACGGGUGGCGGUGGGGGCGGCGGCGUGUCGGCUGGCGCCGGCGGCAAGAAAAAGAGAGACGAGGCGUGCGAGUACUGCGGCAAGCGCUUCAGGAACAGCAGCAACCUGACGGUGCACCGCCGCAGCCACACCGGCGAGCGGCCCUACCGCUGCGGCCUCUGCAACUACGCCUGCGCCCAGAGCUCCAAGCUGACGCGCCACAUGAAGACCCACGGCGCCAAGGGCGCCAAGGCCUCCUUCCUGUGCCAGCUGUGCGCCGUCCCCUUCACCGUCUACGCCACGCUGGAGAAGCACCUGAAGAAGGUGCACGGCCUGAGCCACGCCAGCGUGGGGGCCUACGCGCAGGCCAGCGCCGCCGACACGCUGGCCGCCAUGAGGGCGGCGGACGGCGCCCCGGCGGUGAAAAUGGAGGAGGACGAGAUGAUGUGCCCCGACCGGUUGGACGCGGAAAGCCAGAUGAUGCAGGUGGGCGAGGUGAGAGAGGCGGAGGAGGAGGAGGAAGAGGAGGGCGGGGCCGGAGCGGAGUGCACGGAGGGCCCGGGGGGCCCGGGGGGCCCCACCACAGCGGGGGGGCAUCCGGAAAGCGGAGCAGAGGCGGGCCUGGCCCUGACCUCUGCGCUCUGA
Molecule: messenger RNA, 1797 nt
Organism: Menidia menidia (Atlantic silverside)
Lineage: Eukaryota; Metazoa; Chordata; Actinopteri; Atheriniformes; Atherinopsidae
Source: the annotation of a GenBank genome assembly